CCGGAUUAGUGUGCGAUUCAGCAGCCCUCGCAAUUAGAUUGGCUCGGUCCCUAGGAGAACCGAAGAGAGGCAGCACUGUGUUGCGCUGUUUACAUGAUUCAAGAGCCACAGCACUUAUCUGGAAUGGUUACUUUUUGGUUCUAUCCACGUAAUGCAUAAUGCCACGUCUGUUGGUUUCGUAUUGACCUUCAUUUUGUGCGUAGACGCGUUUAAAAGUUAAAGCUCGCCAGCGGUUUACUGCAGAGGGUCUACAUUUUAGUGCGGGACUCGAAAGCACUGCCCUGGACUGCUGCAUACUCCCUCGGAUAUGCCGACGUGCGUUUUAAAGAUAUAGGCUAAGCAGCCGGAAUAGAGUUUUGCAGUAGCCUUUUUUUGAGCAUCUGUCCCAACAUGGUCUUGUAAAUCUUAAAAGAAGCAAUAGGCGACAGAGCAGCGAUGGCAAAGUUCCGCAGGUGUACUUGUUUCGUUGCCUGUGGUUGACUGAUGUCUCCAAUAUGCUGGAGAAUGAAGCGGACUCCAUGUGACAGAGAAGAAGAAACAGCCCAUGACUGUCAUGUGUCAUGCGUCACGCUCACUCUCUUGCAUCCUACCCUGAGGCUGGAGGCACCGUAAGAUCUAGAGGCUGGCAGUAAAGAGUCCAGCAGCAUGGAAGACAGUAAACUCAUUUUGUCCCUUGAUUGUGAUGAAGAAGGCCCCUCUGUAUCCUUCACCAAGGAGAGACCGUGUGGCACAGCCUCAGGCACUGGCCAGCGUCCCCAUGCCUUCCGUGUGCCUCUUUCCCCCUCCAGCCCCGGCUCCCUGGCUGAUCUGUCGGUCACUACGCCAGGUCUCCGGCCCAACCUGGUGAAGUCCUCUUCCUCAGACAUAGGGAUGUCUAGAGAGGCUCAGGGGGCCAUUCGCACCAAGCCUCUGCUCAGCCAGGUCAAAUCCCUCUCCGCUGAGAUGUCCCACCGUGACUCUGAGCCCCCUGCUCUGUCCAAGUCGGACUCCAAGCUCCACCACACCCAGCCCUGGAGGCAGCUUAUCCUCAGCCAACAGCCCCCCAGAGGUCUGCAGUCAGACACAGCCACUGCAGGGGACCCCUUGUGGCAGACGGAGGGCCCCCACUCCCCUGUUCCACUCCUCUCGCCCACAGAGGCCGGUGGCAUGAGCAACUCCAUCAGAGCCGAGCUGGAAGACACUCGUCGCAAGUUCUCAGAGGCCAUGCAAGAGCCACUGAGCAUGUUCAGUAAGAUGAUGGGAGAUGAGGGCAGCCCCAAGCAGAAGACUGGUGACUCGCCCAGCUCCCAGAGCAGUGCUGGGGGGGCAAACAUUCCAAUGAGGGCCGAUGACGCAGGUGGAAGACAGAAGGAGGCAGGGAGUGGGAGCCCAAUAGCAGUGUGGGAUACUCCAUGUAGAAAACCCAGGACCGCCCUGGUGGACCCCAGCCAGUCCCCAGAGCUCUGCAGCAACAGCAGCAGCACACAGCUGGGUGGCAAAGACAGCCGCUAUGAAAUCUGCACCUUUGGAGAUGUCAUACAGGUGGUGGAAGUCCAGAGGAGGUCCAAAGCAGGUAGCAGCAUUAAGCAGCCCCAACCCCAACCCCGGCCCGAGUCCCUGACUCAGCCUCGGCCCCAGCCAUCCCUGGUCGCCCCACGGCACCUCUCCACAAAGCCCUUCCGUUGGCUCUUCUGUGUUGGACUCCUGGCAUACACCUUCUUUGUGGUACCGCUGCCCUCCUACUUAACCGGGCUGUCCCUUGGGAUAGCCUGUGGGUUCAUGAUGGGCCUAGGGGCAGUGAUGUUCCUGGCUCCAAAACGGCCAGUCAGACGGCCGCUGGUGCCUCGGCGAGCCCCACCUUCACCCGAUGACAGCAUGCCCACAGAGUCCUUCAGCAAGACCCACACCGAUCAUGGGCAUUUACAGGGUUGGAUGAAUGCAAUGGAUGCCUACGACCCAGAGACAUAUCACCCAUCGCUCACCCACUCUGUAUACGCCACACUGGAGGGCUCUUGUCUGAGUUUGUCCUACCCUCGCACCAACAUCCCCCGUUGGGCAAGCUUCAACGAGCCCGACCAUGAGGCAGUGUUCACUCACACACGCAGAUUCCAGCUGGCCAACAGCAAGGUCUUUCUGUUGCCCUCCGCCUUGGCACGCAAGCGAAUAUGGAACAAGAAAUAUCCCAUCUGCAUUGUCUUGGCUGGGGGAGAGGAGGGCAGGGAGGAGGGGAUGGACAGAGACGCCAUGGAGGAAGAGGAGAAAGGAGAUAAGUAUCCUCUUCUCUCUGACUCUGAGUGUGAUCUCCCCACCACACUCUACCUCUUUGGUCGGACAGGAAGAGAUAAGGAAGAAUGGUUUCAGCACUUCCUGUCGGUGUCCAAAGGAGACGUCCAGGCCAAGCUCUGUCAGGAUGAGUCACAGACUGAGGUAUGCAGUGCUGGUGGAUCGAGCGAGGGCAGCACCGAGGAGCUGGCCUCCAUGCUGGGCCAGAAGGAGGCCAUAGGUGCCAUGAGAGAGAAGGUUCUGCUGGACUAUGACUCCUACAUGGCCCACUUCGUGUGCCGGAGUGGCAGCCCCACACCCAGCCCCAGCCACAGUGGCUCAGGAAGCCCUCUGAUCAAGAACAGGUUCUCCAGUGAUCCUGCUCUGGGUUCUGGCGAAGAGGAGCCAGCCUGGGUCAAUGCCAUCCUGGGGAGGAUAUUCUGGGACUUCCUAAGGGAGCGCUACUGGGCCGACCUGGUCUCCCACAAGAUCCAAAAGAAGCUCACCAAGAUCAGGUUGCCGUACUUCAUGAACGAGCUCACACUGGCUGAGCUGGACAUGGGGACCUGCAUGCCUCAGGUAUUGAGCACCUCCAAGCCAUCAGUGGAUCGCAGGGGCCUGUGGCUUGAGUUGGAGGUAGUCUACACUGGCUCUCUGCAAAUGACCUUGGAAACCAAGAUGGACCUGUGCAAGCUUGGCAGAGAGAGUGUGUGUGAGGCAGACUGCAUCCCAGAGACGCGUCAUUUGAGCUCUAAGCCCAGGCUGUCUGUGUUAGCCGACAGCGAUGAGGAGUCCUCCAGUGCUGGAUCCUCUGACGAGGAGGAAGUCAUGCCAGCUGAUCCCCAGGGCCCUCUGGGAGAUAAGGGCACCCCCCCAGGUGCUGACGGCCAUGCUGGGGGAAGCACGGGCAGAAAGUUCCUGCGCUUCGUGGAUAUGAUUGCCAAAUCCAAAUACUUCCAGAAGGCCACUGAAAAUGAGUAUAUCAAGAAGAAGAUCACGGAGGUCUCCAACAUGCCGCUGGUCCUCACGGUGGAGGUCCAGGAACUGUCAGGAACCCUGGCUGUCAACAUUCCUCCUCCCCCUACUGAUCGAAUAUGGUAUAGUUUCCGUGUGCCUCCCCGAUUAGACCUGCGUGUGCGUCCGAUGCUGGGGGAGAGAGAGGUCACCUUCACACAUGUCACUGACUGGAUUGAGAGGAAGCUACAGUGUGAAUUUCAGAAAGUCUUCGUCAUGCCAAACAUGGAUGACCUCUACUUGCCACUCAUGACUCCCGCAGUGGACAACCCUCCAGCAUCCCACGAUUCCCCAUCCCAGUACUCCCAGAGGUCAUCGGUGGACCUGCACGGAAGCAGGGAGGACAGCUUCGGCUCUGAGUGAGACGGACAUACGAGUACAGAUUUAAAAAGAAGCAGCCAACGCCUUCGGCUGAGGCACCAUGUUUUGCAGGGCUGUGCUGAGACCUGCGGGCCAAAGGGCUUUGACUUGACGAGCUGAGGCACCAUGUAUGCAGGGCUGUGCUGAGACCUGCGGGCCAAAGGGCUUUGACUUGACCAGCAUGACUGACAACCGCCAGUGUCCUGUUGUCACAUCACAUCCAGCAGUGGAUGGUUGACUCAACAGAGCCGUGUUCUGCAUAUGAAACACACUUAGAAUAGAAGUCACUACCAGUCAAAUGAAGCUUAAAUGGUUGGUUUAUUAAGACUGCCUGGCAUGGCCUCCUCAAGGACAGAAUCUCUCUUUGGUUCAUUUAAAUCAGUCAGGAAAGGUUGUGUCCUGUGUCCAGUAGAGGGCAGUGAAAAGCACCUUUAUUUUCUGUUUGCCCUCUUGGUUUCAUUGAGAUGCAAGAGCAGCUUGCAGUAUUCUUUGCAUGUAAUGUCCCAGACGAAAUGUUAAUAACAUGUAAUGCACUUUCUGGGAUGUAUCUUGUUAUUGAUUAUGCUCAAUAAAUUAUUUUCCUUUUCAA
Molecule: messenger RNA, 4204 nt
Organism: Clupea harengus (Atlantic herring)
Lineage: Eukaryota; Metazoa; Chordata; Actinopteri; Clupeiformes; Clupeidae
Product: testis-expressed protein 2-like
Cellular component (GO): endoplasmic reticulum
Molecular function (GO): lipid binding
Source: RefSeq, a predicted model, not a curated record